This is a messenger RNA of Momordica charantia (bitter melon), 1707 nucleotides long. RefSeq names its product SNF1-related protein kinase regulatory subunit beta-2. Lineage: Eukaryota; Viridiplantae; Streptophyta; Magnoliopsida; Cucurbitales; Cucurbitaceae. Gene Ontology annotation, molecular function: protein binding. The record is from RefSeq and is a predicted model, not a curated record.
GACCACAAAAACACACUCAGUAAUGGAGUUGGUGUAGAGGCCCCAUCACUGGCCUCCACCGUCCAUUGAAAUCAAAUCAAUGGAAGCAAGGCAGAAAUAGAGAGAGAGAGAGAGAGAAGGGGAGAGGCGACGUUCAUCUCCAUGGCUACUGUUGUAAGUAAGAAAAUAUGUUUCCAAACUAUUGAAAUCCCUUUGUAAAUGAUGACGUGAGGACCUUUGGGCCACCUCUGGAUCUUCCCAAGUCGUCGGGUUAUUUUAGCACUUUUCGAGCUCUGAUUCUUUUAGCACUUCGUUAAAGAAGAAAAAGGGAUUUAUGCAAUUUUCCUCCAACAAUGGUGUUCUGUUGAGCUAUUUUUCUUUACUGGGUUUCUCUUUGAUCUUGCUCUGAUUUGAUUUUGAGAUUCUGCAAUUGGGUUUUCGUUUUUGUGCCCUUUUCUUCUGGUGAAGGGUUUUGGGUUACGUUUUAUAUUGAUAAAUAAAUGGGAAACGUGAAUGGGAGAGAGUAUGAAGACGAUACCCCAUCUGGGUCUGAAGAAGAAGAAGAAGUAGAAGGAGAAGUAGGAGAAGAUGGUGUAAUUGUUCAUGAGGGCGUUGCUGUGGCUGAUGGGGCUCAUAUUGGCUACCACCCGCAAGGUGUUUGUUCAAAGUUAGUGAGCGGCCAGUCCCCUCCUCAUAGCCCCGCGGCCACCCGCUCGCCAUUGAUAUUCACUCCUCAAGUUCCACUCACUCCUCUACGGAAACCGGAUGAAAUGCUCAUUCCCAGCGACUACCGAAUGCCAAAUUCGUUUGGUUAUGAAGGAACGUGCAAUGAACCAAGCGUUCCAACCAUGAUUACAUGGAGUUAUGGUGGCAAAGAAGUUGCUGUUGAGGGAUCAUGGGAUCUUUGGAAAACAAGAAUGCCCUUGCAGAGAUCGGGGAAAGACUUCACUAUAAUGAAAGUGCUUCCUGCUGGGGUUUAUCAAUAUAGGUUUCUAAUAGAUGGACAAUGGAGGUAUGCUCCGGAGUUGCCUUGGGCCCAAGACAACGCUGGCAAUGCUUACAAUGUUUUGGAUUUGCAGGAUAACGUGCCUGAAGAUAUUGAAAGCAUCUCUAGCUUCGAGCCUCCUCAGUCACCGGACUCGAGCUACAACAAUGUGCUGCUUGGAUCCGAUGACUACGCGAAAGAACCGCCUUUGGUUCCCCCACACCUACAGAGGACUCUGCUUAAUUCGCCUUCAUCGUACAUGGAGAUUCCACACGAUUUGUCGAGGCCACAACAUGUCAUAUUGAAUCAUCUUUACAUGCAGAGAGGGAAGAGUGGCCCGUCAAUUGUGGCACUUGGUACUACGCAUCGGUUUCUAGCCAAGUAUGUUACCGUCGUGCUCUACAAGUCUUUUCAGAGGUAAAUUUUUUACCUUUCUUAUGAACCCUGCAACUUUCUAGGCUUUAUAGAUCAGGUUAGCUGAGGAAGAUGUAUAUUGUAUGGUAAACCAAGUUUGUGCUUCAAACCACUGAAACUCACCCUGCCACCUUGGUUAGAUUUGCUCUCCCUUAGUUGACUCACAUUUUGGAGAUAUUUGGUUCACGGUUUUAACCGGUUUGAGUUUUUUAAGCCCGAGAUUCGGAAGCUUCGGUUGUCUUGUGCUUAUGUAACUCGAGAUUUAUGUAGCUCAUGAGAUUAGUAAAUCUAUGGAUCCUCGUAAUAAACAUGGUCUUUGAUUUCUUAAA